AUGGAAGAUUCAUUCUACUUCUCCCUACUACGAAUAUCAAUAGCUCAAAUACUAAAGACACAAGGAUUCGACAAAUGUAAACCGUCAACAUUAAACACACUCACAUCAUUAUAUAUCAUCUACUUGACCAAACUAACAUCAGAAUCGAUAGACUGUAGUUUAACAAGAACAAGAACUAAUUCACCGGACGUACAAGAUGUAAUGCAAGCAAUGAUUGAUAUGGGGUUGAUAAAAGCUACUCAGAGUAACAAGAUACAUGAUUCGUUCUUUAAUGAACUGGAGUAUAAUACUAAAUCAAUCAAUCUGUUUCGGAAUUGGGUAAUGAGUUAUUAUGGCGAUCAAAUUAGAGAUAUUUCCAAGAGGAAACAGAGAGAACUUGAGAAAACUGCUAUUGAUGAGGAAGAACUUAAGGUGGAUGAGAAUAAAGAUCAACAACACCCACAAGAUAUCUAUCAUCAAUUUAUUCUGCGUAAUGACCGAACAAACCCCAAACAGGAUAACGAUAAUAGUAAAGAAGGCGAAAAUGACGACACCCAAUUAUCCACUCAUAGUAACAAAUUGAAAUGGUUGAAUCACUUGUUAGAAAAAGAUUUAAAGCUAGGUCAUAAGUUGAAAUAUCUUUACGCUACUGAAUUCAUAGCUGAUGAGUUUGAAGAGUAUCUACAAGAUCAAGUACGUAGGUCAAACCCAGAAGAUGCUAAUGGAGGUGCAAAUGAUGAAAAUGAAUUGGAUUUAGAUUUACAAUUGAAAAUAAAGAGUGUUAAAAAUAGUGAUUGGAACGAUUAUAUUGUUAAGCCAAUAACUAAAGAAGUUAAACCAAAGGAUAAUAGCAUCAAUAAUGUCGUUGGAGGUGGUGGUGAAGACGGUAGUGUCGUUGAUGAGUUGAUUAAAAAAGAAGCGGAUUUGGAGAAAUAUCUACCUUAUAAUAUCAAGUACUCAGAGCAGUUGCUUACUGAUGAUAUUGAAGUAGGUGAUGAUAAUGAAAAUGCUGAUGUUGAAAUGGAGGAUAGUGAACCUGCCACUGCGCAACAGGCUGAAAUAUAG
This is a messenger RNA of Lodderomyces orthopsilosis Co 90-125, 1044 nucleotides long. RefSeq lists its product as uncharacterized. The coding region runs from base 1 to 1044 and encodes 347 amino acids. NCBI's taxonomy places the organism in Eukaryota, Fungi, Ascomycota, Pichiomycetes, Serinales, Debaryomycetaceae. The transcript has a single exon. The record is from RefSeq and is a predicted model, not a curated record. Gene Ontology annotation, molecular function: protein heterodimerization activity.